AUGUCUACUUCUGAGUUAUACUUGGACGAAUCUUCUUCAUCUGUUGAGUCAGAGUGUGAAUCGCGUGGUGAUAUAGAUGACUACGAACUUGAAGUGGAAGAAUUUGAUGUAGGCUCUGCUUCGGCGUCGAAUGAGGCAAGCGGCAAAUCAUGGGAAGACAAUACUGUGGCCGCGGCCGCUGCAGUUUUUCCCUAUAGCGAUGAACCCAUUGCUGAUAUAGAAUGGAUCGAAGAAUACGAGAGAGAAAAGGAGAGCGAAAAACUUCAUGUUGAGGCCCUUAAACAGCGUUUAGAUGGCACAAUUGCUGUAAGCCAAUGGUAA
Messenger RNA from Paramuricea clavata, 321 nucleotides. NCBI's taxonomy places the organism in Eukaryota, Metazoa, Cnidaria, Anthozoa, Malacalcyonacea, Plexauridae. The record is from the annotation of a GenBank genome assembly.